Messenger RNA from Charadrius vociferus (killdeer), 1957 nucleotides. It is a transcript of the gene ARHGAP40, whose product is annotated as Rho GTPase activating protein 40. Gene Ontology annotation, molecular function: GTPase activator activity. The transcript has 14 exons. Gene Ontology annotation, biological process: regulation of actin filament polymerization; signal transduction; regulation of small GTPase mediated signal transduction. The record is from RefSeq and is a predicted model, not a curated record. The coding region runs from base 1 to 1878 and encodes 625 amino acids. Gene Ontology annotation, cellular component: cytoplasm. NCBI's taxonomy places the organism in Eukaryota, Metazoa, Chordata, Aves, Charadriiformes, Charadriidae.
AUGAGCCAGCUUCCUCCGAAGAGUCCUUUGGCAUCCCCGGUGUCAGAGGGCACGAAUUCCAGGGUAGAGUCUUUGGACAACUUGUCAAUGGACAGUUUUUGGCUGGAAGUAGAGAACAUUAAACAGAGUGCUGAAGCCGAGCAAGAGGAAUGCAGCCUUGCAGAUGUCAAAACACAAGAGGAAGGAGAAGCUGAAGCCGAGUGGCUCCAGGACGCUGGUCUGUCCGACCUGCUCGGGGACUGUGCCUCGGAGAACGACAACAUCGUGCUGCUCUCCACCCUGACCAAGACCCAGGCGGCCGCUGUGCAGCGGCGGUUGGAUACCUACUCCCGAUCUCGGAGGAGGAAGAACAAGCAUCCUGUGCGUGAUGUCCGAGAUAUUUUUGGAGUGGUCAGCUCUGAGGAGACAGCAGCAGAGAAAGAGUCCAGCCCAGAUCAGUUGUGGCACAAUCUACGAACUUCAAAUGCACAGAAAUCAGAAACCCAGGAUUACUCCUGCACGGUUCGAAACCCUGGAAAAGAGGAGGUGUUCAACAUGGAUAUUGCCUACUCAGAGCAAGCAGCUGUGCUGCUCAAGGGAUCGUUCCUGUCUGAAUCUAGGAGGUUAAAGGAUGGAAAUGCCCUAACUAAAUUUAAGAUCCCCAAAGGUAGACUAGGAGUGACCAGGAUUGGAGAUCUCUCUGCUCAGGACAUGAAGAAGAUCCCCACACUGGCCCUUAUUGAACUAACAGCUCUCUGUGAUGUUCUGGGCUUUGAGCUGAAGAGAAACAAGGCAGCAAAACUGAAAACAGCAGAGAAAAGACUCUUUGGAGUUCCACUCAACACCUUGUUGGAAAAUGACCAAAAACUGCUCCCCAGCACCAAAGUCCCUCUGUUACUCCAGGCACUGCUAUCCUGCUUGGAAAAGAGAGGACUUGAAACAGAGGGCAUUUUGAGAGUUUCUGGGUCCCAGACCAGAAUCAAGAGUCUGGAACAGAAGCUAGAAAGGGACUUCUAUACCGGCCUUUUCCGCUGGGAUGAAGUCCACCAGAAUGAUGUCUCUGGGCUACUAAAAAGGUUCAUAAGAGAGCUGCCGGCCCCGCUGCUGACAGCAGAGUACCUCCCCGCUUUUGCUGCUGUGCAAAAUAUUCCAGACCUGAAGCAAAGAUUGCAGGCUCUAAACCUCCUCAUCCUGAUUCUGCCAGAGCCCAACAGAAACACUCUGAAGGCUCUACUUGAAUUCCUCAGCAAAGUGGUUGCCAGGGAGAACAACAACAAAAUGAACCUCUGGAACGUUUCCACAGUCAUGGCCCCAAACCUCUUCAUGCACAAGGGGCUGCCAAACAAGAUCCCCGAAGGGAAGGAGAAACAGCUGGCAGAGGGGGCUGCUGAUGUUGUGCGGAUGAUGAUCCAUUAUCAGGAUCUGCUCUGGACAGUCUCCUCUUUUCUCGUAGCUCAAGUGAGAAAACUGAAUGAGAGCAAUAGCAAAAGGUACCAGUUCUGCGACAAGCGAAUUAAAAACUUGUUGCGGAAGAUUCAUGCUGAUAAAGACAAAGUGGAAAAGAACCAGGCAGAGCCUUCCAAGAUUGUGAAAGUCCACGCUUCCCUUCUCCUGAAGGAUUCACUCGAGGUGCAUUUGAACAAUGCCACCAGAGUUGCUGAUGUCUUGAGGCAGUUCCAAAAGAACCUGUGCCAGAAUGGUUGGAAUAUUGUUAACACUGUCAACUUCCUCAAGUGCAACAACUCAAUGGAGUGCACAAACUUGCUCCUGUAUGAAGUGGGAGGCAAUAUUGGUGAACGUUGCCUGGACCCAGACACUUACCUCUUAGACUUGUACCACAUCAAUCCCCAUGCUGAGUGGAUAAUUAAACAAAACCCAUCUUAUCCUCGGAUGUUCUAAGGAAAGCAGGAGCAAAACAAAGUGUUCGGUGGAAGUUUUUGGAAGGCAUGGAAAAGCUAUAGAGAUGUUCCUGGUAUAG